AUGACUCCACAAGAUAAACUUGCUGCGAAGCCACAAAAAGAAUUGGAAAAGAUGGAUGAUGCCUUAAAGAAGACAAAGGGAAAGCUGGAGUCAAAAGCAGCCAAGGCCCAGCGAAAAAAACUGGAGGCACUAAAGCAAAAGGAAAAGAAGAAAGAGGCUAAAGAACUUCUGAAGCAGGACAGCAUGUACAAUCGGUGGUUGGUGGAUAAUCUGACGCCGGAGGAUGUCUUCAGCAAAUUCAAGUUCGAUAUGCUCAAGAAAAAGUGA
Messenger RNA from Phytophthora nicotianae INRA-310, 267 nucleotides. RefSeq lists its product as hypothetical. The coding region runs from base 1 to 267 and encodes 88 amino acids. Lineage: Eukaryota; Oomycota; Peronosporomycetes; Peronosporales; Peronosporaceae. The transcript has 2 exons. The record is from RefSeq and is a predicted model, not a curated record.